AGAAUUUUAAAAUUUCAGUUUAGAUACUUGAGAUAAUCUAUUAUACGAUUUUAAGCAUUAUUACACAUCGAAUCACUAAACGAUUGCUAUCAUCAUUCUCACUAUUUCUUCGAAAUAUUUUUCAGAAGGGUCAAUUUAUAAUUUUGAAAAACUAUUAUUUUAUGAUCACUAAUAUGUUUCAAAAUAUAAGUGAAAGUGAUUUAUUAAAUAGUGUGUUGGGGCCAAGUGACUUGCGCUAUUAUACUAGAAAAUUCAGCAAUGCACAAUGCCACUAAUAUAUAUCUUGCAAACUUAAGCCUUUCCGAUUUGCUUUUACUUAUUAUAGGUUUACCCAGUGAAUUAAAUUUAUUUUGGCAACAAUAUCCAUGGAGUUUUGGACACAAAUUUUGUAAAAUUCGAGCAUUUUCUUCAGAAACGUGUUCGUACGUUUCAGUUUUGACGAUCGUGAUUUUGGCAACGGAAAGAUAUACAGCCGUUUGUGAACCAAUAAAGAAUCGGAUUGUGGCGAGAAAUCGUCGACAAAUAUAUGUUAUAAGUAUAUCUUGGAUGAUAUCUCUUUUGAGCGCAUUGCCUAUUGCUAUAUUUACUACUUUAUUUUAUAUCGAAUAUCCGCCAGGGUCUGGUCUUUAUUCUAAAAAUUCUUCUAUCUGUGCCAUGUUGACACCAUACAUGCCUAAAUACCCUCUGUAUGAACUCAGCAGCAUCAUUUUUUUCUUAAUACCAUUAUUUAUAAUUUCAUUGCUAUAUGUAAAGAUGGGACUUGCGAUUCAUCAAAGCGUUGCAGUUUGUAAUAAUUUGAAAAAAAGUUUUGCAAAAACUUCUCCCUCGCUUUCAGACGUUUCCCAAACAAUCAACAUGAAAAAAAUAAAUGCAGUUGCAUUGAUGUUCUUUUUCUGCUGGGCUCCGUUUCAUUUGCAACGGCUAUUAUAUGUGUAUGGACAAGAUGCAGAUUAUUAUCUAGAUAUAAAUGAAUGGUUAUAUUUAAUGAGUGGAUGCUUAUAUUAUUCAAGCACAAUUGUGAAUCCUUUGCUGUAUAAUUUUGUUUGUAAAAACUAUCGCACGUAUACUGAACCAUCGUUUAAUUCAGGCAACGAAAUGAAUAAAAGUGAAAAGAAAUCCGAGGAAGUUGUCUCGAAAGAUAAUUUAAGUCAACACGACAUUGUUGUUGCAGACGACAGAAACUACGUAUGUGACGUUUGCCAGGAGAUUGGAAGGCACAAAUUGGAGUCCGACUGA
This is a messenger RNA of Trichogramma pretiosum, 1236 nucleotides long. RefSeq names its product neuropeptides capa receptor-like. The coding region runs from base 259 to 1236 and encodes 325 amino acids. Gene Ontology annotation, molecular function: neuropeptide receptor activity. Gene Ontology annotation, biological process: neuropeptide signaling pathway. The record is from RefSeq and is a predicted model, not a curated record. Gene Ontology annotation, cellular component: plasma membrane. Lineage: Eukaryota; Metazoa; Arthropoda; Insecta; Hymenoptera; Trichogrammatidae. The transcript is spliced from 8 exons.